Molecule: messenger RNA, 1305 nt
Organism: Vitis riparia (riverbank grape)
Lineage: Eukaryota; Viridiplantae; Streptophyta; Magnoliopsida; Vitales; Vitaceae
Product: protein FAR1-RELATED SEQUENCE 5-like
Exons: 1
Coding region: 1-1305 (434 amino acids)
Biological process (GO): regulation of DNA-templated transcription
Molecular function (GO): zinc ion binding
Source: RefSeq, a predicted model, not a curated record
AUGGAUCCAUCAUUUUAUUACAAGUACAAUGUUGAUGAAGACAACCGUCUAGCAAACCUGUUUUGGGCAGAUUCUACUAGUAAAUUGGAUUACAGUUGUUUUGGAGAUGUGUUAGCAUUUGAUACAACUUAUCGGACUAAUGCUUAUAAAAAACCGUUGGUCAUACUAGUUGGCAUUAACCAUCACCAUCAAACUAUAGUGUUUGGAUGUGCAUUAUUGGUAGAUGAGAGUGUUAGCACUUAUACUUGGGUCUUGGAGACUUUUUUGGAUGCAAUGAAUAACAAGAAGCCUCUUUCUGUUAUUACUGAUGGGGAUAAAGCAAUGCGUAAAGCCAUUAAGAGGAUAUUUCCAGACUCUUGUCAUCGAUUAUGUGCUUGGCAUAUUCAACGCAAUGCAUUCACUAAUGUCCAUGUCAAAGAUUUUACUAAUCAUUUUUCUAAGUGCAUGUUCAUGGAAGGCACCGUUGAAGAAUUUGAAUGUGCAUGGAAUGACAUGUUGGAAAUGUUUAAUCUUCAUGGACAUAAGUGGGUGACAGAUAUAUAUGCUAAGCGUUCUAGAUGGGCAGAGGCUUAUUUAAGGGGGCAUUUCUUUGCUGGUAUGAAAAGCACACAAAGGUGUGAGAGCAUGAAUGCAUACUUGAAUCGUUUCCUUAAAACUCGUUUGAAGCUGUUUGAGUUUGUCAAGCAUUUUGAUAGAGCACUCUCACGUAUUCGUCAUAAUGAGGCAAAGGCAGAGUUUGAGACACACCAUUCUUCAGCUGUUCUAACAACCAAACUCUAUGCACUUGAGAAAUAUGCAGGGACUGUUUUCACAAGGCAAUCUUUUCUAAAAUUUAGGGAUGAGAUGAAGAAUGCAGAAUUGUUUUUCCCUGUCAGUACAGAAAAUCAUGGAGGUUAUCGUGUCCAUACAUUGACCAAGUUUAGAAGCCCUGACAAGAUUUGGAAAGUAUGUUAUGGUAAUAGUGAUCGGUCUAUGAAAUGUACUUGUAUGAUGUUUGAGUCAGUUGGUUUUCCAUGUCCCCACAUGAUUGUUGUAAUGAAGAUAGAACACCUUGAAGAAAUACCUGAGACUUGUAUUAUGAAAAGGUGGUCUAAGUUAGCAAAGGAAACGGUCCAAGUUCAUCAUGACAAUGAAAGUCAAGGUGAUGCGACUAACAUCAUACGAUAUGGUGCACUCAGCUCUAUGUGCUCACGGAUGUCUUAUUUGCAUCUCAAUCGGAAAAAGCUUUUAAAGAGGCUAGAUGUGAAAUACAAAGACUCACUUGUCAAAUGGAAGAACUUUGUAAAAAUUCAGGGAAGAAAGUGA